Molecule: messenger RNA, 3690 nt
Organism: Culex quinquefasciatus (southern house mosquito)
Lineage: Eukaryota; Metazoa; Arthropoda; Insecta; Diptera; Culicidae
Source: RefSeq, a predicted model, not a curated record
AUGAAGGUUAUGCGACGACGACUUGUAACGGCUCUUGUGAGCGCCACCCUGGUGACCUUCUUGGUCGCUGCCGAAGAUCCUCCGGAAUGGUGGAACAACGGGGUCACCCAAUCCCAGCUAGGGGCGAUUUUCAGCGCGAUCGACAACGUUGACAUCGUGGUGGGUGAACGUGGCUUGGAUCAGCUUGAGUACCUCGUCCAGCGGGAUUUGCUGGGUCGGAAAAGUUUCCGCAUUUACGCGGAUGAGUUUCCUUCGACAACGGAGGGUUGCACCAGCGAUAAACCGCUGCUCUCGGCAAAGGUUCAUCCUGGUUCGAGUGAUGAGAUGGACACUUCCGAAACCAUGGACCGGGACUACGAGGAAGAGUUUGAGUUCAUUCAGUGGGAUCGCUCGUACGAACGGUUCGUGAAGAUUUGGGACCAGAAUCAGCACGAUGGCUAUAUUGUGUUUGCGAAUUUGACCGUGUUUGAGGAUUUGAUGAUUUGUUUGAUGGAUCCUGCGGGAACGUACUUGGUUGUGUUGGAUUCCAAAGAAGAAUUCAAUCGACAUGAAGUGUACGCUGUGCUCAAGUCUGUCUGGCUUCACGGAGGCGUGAAUCGGCUGUUUGUGCUAUGGGCCACGCAAAUCUGGACGCUGGAUCCGUUUGCUCCAAACGGAACAUCAUUCGGUGUUCUGAAACUGCUAACCGGUAACGACGAUCUGCCAACUAUGCCACGCACGGACUUCAACGGUUAUCCGUUGAGAAUCGACAUGUUCAAGUCGGUUUACACGUCCAGCGACGUAAUCCUGCACCAACAGAACCAGACCUUUGUGGGGGCCGAUUUGGUGGUAAGCGAGGUAUUUGUGGAAUCGCUUAACUUUUCGGCUGUUCACAUUCCUCCGGAUAAGUACCAGUUUGGUGAUCGUCUACCCAACGGAUCGUUCAACGGAGUCAUAGGUCGGCUAUCGAGGCGCGAAAGUGACGUCGCAUUCGUUGGGUUCUUCAUCAAGGACUACUUCAGCCGGGACGUUGAGUUUACGACCGGCGUCUACACUGACGAACUGUGCUGUCUGGUUAAGAAGGCAAGUCGUGUCCCGGAGUACCUGCUGCCCAUCACCAUCUUCCCUGCCGAUCUCUGGGGGCUGAUCUUUCUCAUGGGACUUAUAUGUGCCGUCAUCUGGAUAGUCAUUCGAGCGGGAAUACGGGCUCAGUCCAACUCGCGCGUGUACUGGUUACAGGAGCGCCGACUCGCAGUGCUGUUCAAUCUCUCCAACGAAACUCGAGACGCUCCCCUGUACCGCAAAAUGAUUCAGAUCUGCGUCGAUACCUACAUCAUUCUGCUCAGCGCACCCUACCGGAGAUUCACACGUUCCGGAAUCGAACGCUUGAUGCUGUUCGGUACCAUGAUGGUCAGUCUGAUCUUCGUAUCGAUGUUCCAGUCCGGCCUUUCAUCCGUCUUUGUCAACCCGGUCUACUACAGGGACAUUAGCAACCUCGACGAGCUGGACCAAGCGCACUUUGCAAUCCCGGUCAAGUACAAAGGAUUCCUCGACGACGUAUUCCCAGACAACUACAGCAACCUCAUGCAAUCCCUCCGCAACAAAAUGAAAUACAUCGCCACCAACGACUCCGCCCUGGCGAUUGUCUCACGCCUCGGCAACAUCGCCACCGUAACUCGCAAAACCACCCUGUCCCUGGACAACGAAAUCUACCUCUCAACCAAGCAACUCUUCAUGAUCCCCGAGUGCCCUCGCCUGUACAACCUGGCGUACGUGUCCCGCCAUUCGGUGCUGCUCGAGCGAAUCAACGAGAUGCUGCUGCUCAUGCUGAACGGCGGACUCAUCAAUCACUGGGUCAACCAGAUGAACUACAACGUGACGCUGCGCAACUUGGAACAGGUCAGGAACGUGCACGAGUCGAGCUACAAAAUUCUCACCAUCCUGGACAUGCAGUUCCCGUUCUAUCUGCUCGUGAUUGGGCUCGGGCUGAGCAUGGUAGCGUUUGUGCUGGAGCUGAUUUACUACAGAUUGCCGCGCGACAACACGUGUAGAAUGAUACUAUUUGCUCUAUUCAUCCCUUUAAUGGCACCGCCCUUUGUGCUAUCCCAGCAGGAUUCCCCAACAACAUGGUUCAACAAUGGCACGAUAGUGACCCUGAUCAAGGACAUUUUCGUAGGGGUCAACAAUGUAGAUAUCAUCUCUGAAGAUCAUGGGUUGGGGCAAACCGAACGGAUGAUUCAAGUUUUGAACGCGAAGACCUUCCGGAUUUUCGGCGGGGCCAGUCCUGGGGAGCACAUCCGGAUUAGCGGAUGUCCGCUUCCGGCGGUUAGAGGACCAUUCAACGAGUCGGUUAGCCAGCUGUACGAUAAAGAAGGUGACGAGGAGAAUCUGGAUGGUUUCAUACAGUGGGAUCAGUCGUACGAGACGUUUGGAAAGUUGCUGGACCAGAAUCAAAAUGGCGGCUACGUCGUGUUUGCUAAUUUGAGCGGAUUUCGGCAGUUGAUGAAAUGUUUGCUGGAUCCGGUUGGGACGUACCUGGUGUUGUUAAAGCCGAGUGAUGAGUAUGACGUGGAUCGGUUGGGGAGACUUUUGAGAUCAGUUUGGCGUCACCGAGGCGUUUAUCGGCUGUAUGUCCUUGCUGGUGAGCGGAUCUACACGUGGGAUCCAUUUGGGAGGAAUGGAACAUUGGAGUUUGGCGUACUAAAAGAACUUACGUUGGACGGAGAGCUUGUUAAAGUACCGGAGAUAGAUUUUCAGGGAUACCCGUUGAACAUUGAUAUGUUCUGGUCAACGUACAGCGAACCCGUUGAUCGUGACAACCUCUCCCGUGGCGAGUUUAUCGGGGUGGACGUUCUCGUUAGUGAGGUUCUCGCGGAUACUCUCAAUUUGACACUCAACCAUUCCUACCCGGACCUGCUGGACUUUGGAUCGCUGUUACCGAACGGGACCUUCAGCGGCUCGCUGGGAAGACUGUCUCGCCGUGAGAGUGACAUCGCCUUUGUCGGAUUCUUCAUCAAGGACUACUUCAGCCGAGCGGUAGAGUUUACUGCCGGGGUGUACAACGACGAGCUGUGUUGUCUGGUUAGAAAAGCGCGACGUAUUCCGGAAUACCUGUUACCUUUUACCAUCUUUCCACCGGGUCUCUGGAUGUUGCUGCUCUGCAUGGGCCUGAUUUGUGCCGGUGUUUGGAUCUUUGUUCGUGCUGGUAUCCGAAGAACCUUAUCGUUUCAGCGAAAAGACCCGGAAUACCAGUUCAAUCUAUCCAAAAGGGUUCGCACUGCUUCGUCGCUUCGAAAGAUGCUUCAAAUCUGCAUCGACACCUACAUUCUUCUGAUGAGUGCUCCCUACCGGAGAUUUACCCGCUCCGGGACAGAAAGAAUCCUCCUAUUUGGCUUGAUGAUCGUCAGUUUGAUCUUCGUGUCGAUGUUCCAAUCCAGCCUAGCGUCCGUCUGUCAAUCCCUCUACUACAAAGACAUCAACAGUCUCGCCCAGCUAGAUAAAGCCCAGUACAAGAUCCCGGUCAAGUACAAAGGCUUCCUGGACGAUGUAUUCCCACCAACUACAGCACGCUGAUGGAGUCCCUGCGCAACAGGAUGAUCUACGAACCCAGCGACGAAGCCACGCUGGCGCGGGUCUCCCGACUGGGUAACAUAGCCACGGUGACCCGCAAGACCACCCUAACCCUAGACAACGCCAUCUACCUGAGCACCA